UAGUACAGGCCUCCCACCACACGAGGUCGCCAUCGGCGUGUCGGUCAACAGAAACACGGAAACUAGUUCAAUGUUUAUCAACGGCUACAUCCUGUUGGUCACAGUUUCUGUUUUCCAACUGAUCUGCAGCUGUUCAUAGUUUAAAACGGUCUAUAUUUUGUCCGCAAAGAUUUGUAGAAUAAACCUCCCUUUGCAGUACAUGUCGACCUGACGGUUCAAGAGACUUUACUCUGAAAGAUCUGCCUGCACGUCCUGGUGGUUGUUCUGGCGGGCUCCAGGGUUAGCAAGUAACCGUUGGCCUGCUGCGAACAGCGAUGACUGCAGACAGAGUUUCUCUUCCUGCGUAUUGACUCAAACCAGAGGGUGUCUUUUCAUCAUGGCGAGUGAAAACAGCGAAACCAACGCAGUGAACGGAGAUGAGACUGUUCCCUCAUCCGAGACAAACGAGCAUGACUAUGCCCACGACUCCGCGGACGGUAACCUAACUUCCACGGAGGCGUCCUCCUCAGGUGCACCAGCUGCUAACGAGGCUGUCAGUGCAGAGAGCUUCACGACAGCGGCCGAACCUGAGCCCAGCUCCUUGGGGCAGCAUACCCAGCCGGUGGAGCUUCCCGAACAGGCUGUUGGUGCGGAGGUGGACUGCCCCGGUGGAAACGAUGUGGAGGCGUUUCCUCCAGCGAACACAGAAGAGGUAUCCCAUAAGACAGACCCAUGUAUACUGGCUGCUACGGCCUCGCCCGCUCUGCGAGUCGGUCGCCGUAGACCCAGGCGGCCCGAGGACAACAACUGCUCCGCCUGCCACUCUCAGUUCGAGCGGCAGGGCCGCAGCUUCAACCGGAGGGCGGUGUACACCUUCUCCACCCCGGAGACGGUGCAGUGGGCAUUCCCGGGCGCCUCUGUGCACGAAAAGUCCUUCGUGUGUGAGACCUGCGCCCAGGUCAUCAGGAGCAGCUGUAAACGCAGACAGAGUGGGAAGCGGACUCUGUGGGUGAUGCCGCCUCAGACAAAACAGUCAGACGUGAGGGACAAGAAGAAGAAAGGCCGCAGGAUGGGGAAGAAGAGCAAAGCGGCCCUGCUGGUGAGCAAGUCCUGUUACAAGGCUGCCUUCAAAAUGCUCUGGUCAGCCAAAGGUGCCCGAAAGCCAAUGAUGGAUUUCUGGAGCAAACAGCUGAAAGAGGAGAUGAAGGCGCUGACACGGCAGACGGAUAAUCCUUUCCAUCAAAAAGUGACAAGCAGGAAGCCACUGUCAUGCUUCCCCUGGCGGCGUUGUCUGACCUGGGCCCAGGAAAAGGCUCCCCUCGUCACCGCCUGCCUGACCUCACUGUUCCCCGACAUCAACAGCCUCUCCAAGAGCAGCAACCAGAUGUCGGAGGAACAGGCCCAGACGCUGCUGGAGCGACGGACCGUGGUGGCGCUCUCCCUCCCGCUCUUCACCAGGAACAUCUGGAAGAACAACUUCCUGCAGGCCGCUCUGGGGGCCGAGCUCCGCCUGCAGGGCUGCUCCGGCUCCGCUCUUGACGCCCUGAACACGAUGGGACUAUGUCAGAACAAAGACACCGUCAGGUUACUGCUGCACAGGCUCCGAAACGGCAAGAAGUCGAACGGACGACAGAGGAUGAAGAUGAAACUAGAGCAGAUGAAGGGAGAACAUAUGAUGGAUGAGGAGGAGGAAGAUGACAUCGAGGAGGAGGAGGAGGAGGAAGAAGAAGAGGAGGAGAAUAAUGAGGAAGAAGAAGACGACGACGAGGAAGAGGAGGAAGAAAUGGAGAUGGCGGUGGAGGAGGUGGAAGUUGAAGAAGUGCAAGUGGGACUCCAAGAGGAUGAAGAGGAGGAGGAGCAAGCAGUGGAGGAAAAGGUAGAGUUGGAAAAGAAGCGGAGGAAGAAGAAGGCGAAGAAGCAGAGAAAGGAGGAGAAGAGGAAGGAGAGGGGGAAACGAAGGGGGAAAGACAGGGACACGGAGGAAGAGUCAGAUGAUGAAGAGUCGGAGCAGAAGAAGAGGCGGGUGGUGGUGGUGAGGCUCGGCCUGCUGAAGGGACACUCAGAGGUCGGACGAUCCGACCUAUCAGCUCCCUGAGACUCUGCAGGCUCCGCCCAAUAACUAAAUAGACCCCACCUCUAAUCAGAGAGCAGGACAGAAAAGUCCCUCCCUCUUCUCCGGGGGGUGUUGAAAGGGAUUCUGGGAAUUGGAAGAGGGCAGAAACUGUGGAUGGAAACUAGCGAGAGCUUUACUUUAUAUUGUUAUUUUGACGUUAAAUCAAUUUAAGGCAGAAAGGAGUUAAUUUGAUCUCAGAAAAGCCCCUGAAACACAAAAUUGCUCCACUGAAAAUAGGUCUAACAAUAACAGAGCCACAGCUGAUUAAUCACAAGAGUUCCUGCUGCCGGUUUAAAGUCUCGGGUUAGCUGGAUCUGAAAAUCCACAAACGUUCUUAUUUGUUCCAUGAUGGUAGCCAACUCAAAUACAUUUCCUCUCUAACAUUUUGUCUACUUUGUCUCCUUCUAAUAUACUAAAACAGUACAUUUUCAAAUCUUAGAAAGGUUUCUGGACAGAGCUACACAAUUUGACCCUAAACGUCGCGACAUAUGGAGUACUAGGUCCACUGGGGAGCAAUUGUAAAAAGGCAUGUUACAAGAGGAUUUAGUCAUUUCAGAAGAAACAGCCUCACAAUUCAUAAUCGAUCAUAGGGCUGCAACUAACAAUUAUUACUCUAGACAAUUCAAUCAAUCAUUAUCAUACACUUUAAAUCUCUUGUUCAGUCAGCCCAGAAUCCACAGAUAUUUAAUUUAAAAUAAAAUAAAAUAAAGAAAGAUAUCCAUAUUUGAGAAGCUGGAAAAAACCUGUUCUGCCAUGUAAAGUUUUUAUUCUUUUGAUCGAUAAUUCGUUGCAGCUCUGAUUACAAACUUCUAUAUUGAGAUAAUGAAGUCAAAGAAAUCUCAAAGAAAACAUAGUUACAUUUUGAGAACAAAGUUUCGAUUAUUUUAAGAUAUUAGAAGUUCUUUAAAUUGUCUGUUAACUUCACACUCAACAACAUAUUACACUACUAAUAAGAGGCUGACAUUCUUGAAAAAGGUGUACGUGAGUUUUUCCAUAAUAUUUAGUACCAAAAUGCCAGUUUUUCUUUUACCCCACAUCAUUUAACCUUUGGUGAAACUCCACCGGGACAGAAUGGUUCAUUAGAGAGCAUGAUGCGAAGAAUAAGCCCCACGUUGUUUCUUCAGGUGAGCUGAGAGCCUUGAAAGAAAGCCACCAGCCACCAACAAAUCUCUGAAUGUUUCACUGUCUGACCGGUAUGCUGCAGAUUACCGACCCGCAGCAGAAGUCUGUUUGUCACCUGUCAAUGUUCUGAACUGGUGGGCUGUUUCUGUGUAUAGGAUCAAGCUGUGCGUUUGUUAAACGGAGGGAAAAAGGCCCUGGAAUACGUUGAUUUCUGAACCCUAACCCUGUUGGCUGUAGUAAACCCAUCAGAACAGAAUCAUGGCUUCAGUUUCUUGUUUGAAGCACGCUCAGGCUUCACAUCAAAUAUGUAUGAUUACAAAGGCUGCAACGAGAUUACUUUUUAUUACACAUUUAUUCUGCUGGUGGUUUCUAGAUAAAUCUUUUUCUUAGUCCAUGGUCGUUAAAUGUAUAUAUUUUUUUAUUUCAAAUCACAUUUUACUUUAUAUGACAUAAAACAUAAAAAUCUAAAUUUUUGAGAAAAAACAGCAUUUCCUGACAUUUCUCCAUGAAACUGCUCAAUUGCUGAUCAAAAAAGGUGGCUAUUAUUUUCCUGUUGUCGAUAAGAGAACAAUUUGUUGCAGCUCUAUGUUACAGUCAGUCAUGUGAGGGUUAAAAAUACUGUUCAUUGACCAUAUUAACAUUACAUUACUAUAAAAAAGACUUGGCUAAUGGUGUCCAUAUGUUUGAUUGUCAGACAUUAGAUUAUUUUGAUGUUCAACAGAAUGCUGUUGGCAAAUCGGUUAUUACAUGAGCACAGAACGAGUUAAAAAUGAUGUUAAGAAAUCAAAGAAUAUUCAUUUUCUCCAAAUAUUUUUUUCUUUAACUUAAAGUUUGGACGUUAGUCAGGAUAAAAAAAACGAACAUUUUCCUUUUAAACUUUAUUUCAUGGUCUUUGAUUUUGUCACCAUUAUAAAGAAAGUUCUAUGUAAUAAGAUUAUAGUUAAAGUGGAAACUGGGGAAUUUCAAAUAAUUGCGUUAUUUUCAUAUGAUUAAUACUUUAUUACAUAGUUAUUUCCAGGACAUCAUAACUCCUUAAGGGACCCAUACAAUAAAGUAAAAUGUAGGUUUUCUGUGGAGUUCACUGAAUAUUUCCACCAUAAAGCAAAAAAGCGCAGCUGGACAUUUCUCUCCUGGUUAGAAUCUGGUUGAGUUAACGUUUCUGUAAAUCGCUACCGUUUUAUAGUUUGAUUUAAAACAAAUGGUUUGGUUUGGUUUCUUAGCUUCUAAAAACCAUUUAUUUGUUAUGUUUGAGUCGAAGAAGACUGAUGAAUGUGUUUUCUGACUGUGGGUGUGAUGUUCAGCGAGUCUGAUGCAGGACUGUACCUUUGUCAAUAAAAUUGAUAAAGGCUUGUCUUGUCUCUGUUGGUUACUGAAUUAUUGCUGCAGAUUUGCAGCUUUCAUUGAACAAAUAAUGUUAUUGUUUUUUAAAUUACUAUUGAUAUUAUAUUUCUAAUAUUUUAUUAAAUAUUUCCUAGUGAACAUUUCUUAACUAACAUCCAAAUAUGUAUCUAAUAGACUAAAAUCCAAUAAGAGGUGUGUCCGUUUCCAGUGUAGUAUUGUGUGUGUGUGAAAUGGCAGCAAAUUAAAUGUCAAUAAAAACUCCUGAAGUUGAAUAAUUA
Messenger RNA from Trematomus bernacchii (emerald rockcod), 4833 nucleotides. Its product is annotated as bromo and FHA domain-containing protein DDB_G0267958-like. The transcript has 5 exons. The coding region runs from base 377 to 2074 and encodes 565 amino acids. NCBI's taxonomy places the organism in Eukaryota, Metazoa, Chordata, Actinopteri, Perciformes, Nototheniidae. The record is from RefSeq and is a predicted model, not a curated record.